UGUUUUUACUUUAUGGUCAUGUGCUAACUGGAUGAUGUGGGAACCAGCAGGAGGAGAGGGGAGUUUGGCGGGGUAGUUGUCUUCUUCAUAUGGCAGCAGUGUCGGUGAAAUGUUCCUGUGUGUGGCUGCUGCUGUGGCUCUGCGUCCGGGUGUCCGAGACCCAAAACACCCGAGUCUCUAUGGACGAUGACGUUCUGCUGCCGUACGCCCACGGCCACGGCCCCUCCCACUCUCACCGCCACGUCAGGGACUGUCAGCCCACCGUUCAUGGCAACGCCACCCACGAGAGCUGGCCCUCCAGUAACCACAGCGGGCUGCCUCUGGCCGAGUCCACGGUGUUUGUGACCGACGUGCCGGGAGGCUCCAGAUAUGUUUACGGCCACAUGACGGUCGUCCACGACCCGCUGAGGACGGUGUCGGUGCUGGAGCCGGGCGGGCCGGGCGGCUGCGGGAUGAAUCAGAGGGCCACGGUGGAGGAGACGGCCGAAGCUGCCGGGUGUUUGUACGCCCAGAACGCCGGCUUCUUCGACACACAUACAGGAAAGUGUCACGGCAACUUGGUGAGCAACGGCAGGAAGGUGCAGGACAGCGGCGGCGUGCAGAACGCCCAGUUUGGAAUCAGGAGGGACGGCACCCUCGUGUUCGGGUAUCUGUCGCAGGAGGAUGUUCUGGACCAGUCCAACCCGUUCGUCCAGCUGGUCAGCGGCGUGGUGUGGCUGCUGAGGAACGGCGAGGUUUACAUCAACCAGAGCCUGAAGGCCGAGUGUGACAAGACGCAGGAGACAGGGGAGUUCAGAACUUUUCUGGAUGUGGUUUCGGCCCGGACGGCGGUGGGUCACGACGCGGAGGGAAAACUCGUCCUGUUCCAGAUUGAUGGACAGACCGGAGUGAGAGGGAUGAGUCUGUGGGAGACGGCGGAGUUCCUGAAGAAGUACGGAGUGAUCAAUGCCAUUAAUCUGGAUGGAGGCGGGUCUUCCACCUACGUGAUUGAUGGCUCACUGGCCAGCUACCCGUCUGAUCACUGUGUACCAGACGGCAGGUGGCGCUGUGGCCGCCAUGUCUCCACCAUCCUGUGCGUGCACCGGCGGCGCUGCCAGCCGCCGGACUGCAGCGGACACGGAGACUGCGUGGACGGACGCUGCCGCUGCCACGAGGGCUGGCAGGGUCCCGCCUGCGACUCUCUGGUGUGUCAGCCGCCGGCCUGCGGCCCCCACGGCGUCUGCACCGCCAGUGGUUGUGUCUGUGACGCUGGAUGGAGAGGGAAAAACUGCAGCCAAGAGUGCCUCCCCGGUUUCUACGGCGACGGCUGCAAUCAGACCUGCACCUGCGUUAACGGCGGUUCCUGCGACCCCGUCCACGGACGCUGCAGCUGUCCGUCCGGUUUCCGGGGCAACACCUGUGAAGAAGUGUGUCCUCUGGGUUUCUUCGGUCUGUCCUGUGCUCAGGAGUGUCACUGUGACGACCGGUGUCCAUGUGACCCGCAGACAGGAAGCUGUAACGCCACGCUGCCACGAGAGACCAACUACACUUUACACAGAGCUGGACACUGUCUGGCCAAACAGAUGAUGGCGUCGUGGAGACGAGAGGAGGAAGCUCACAGAGAGCAGCCUCACCUAUCAGAGCGAACAUGGCUGAUCAUCACCGUCACCUUGGCCUCUCUGCUGUCAGCCAGUCUGCUGCUUCACCUCAUCCGGGCCUGUCGCGGCUCAGUGGCGGCUCACUUCCCCGAGCGCCGGGACUACUCCUACGUCCCGCUGUCCGACAUCAACGGAGCCGCCUCGCGAGCCAAAGCCGACGCCGGGAAGUCCCGUGGAGGGGGUUUAGGAUCGGGAAUGGACGACUCGGACUCUGACGAGAUCUGGUCUCCUUCACGCUCAGGGAGGUCGUAGCCGUGACGACGAUGAGUGAGGACUUCCACCGACAAUCCUGCUGGACUGAAAGAAGCACAACUGUUUUGUUACGACCUUUACACGCCGCUGAUAUCAGACGUCCUGCAGGUGCUGUAAGAAGAAGCUGUCGGCAGCUGGCCAGAUGUUCGCUCACUGUUCAGAAGUCAAAGCUUUAUUCAGUCUUCAUCCCAGCUCCAGGUAGGGCCGGGUUUCAGCUCCUCCUCGUGUCAACUCGUGAACUCUGACCUUUAACCAGGCGUCUGUAUCGCGAGGCCAGAUCACCGGGUCAUGCAGAUGUCUUUACCGUGAUCACCAUGGUAACCAGAUCACUGGUAAAAACGGAAUCAUGAUGCCUACAGGAGCCUGAGGUGGACAAAAGUAGUGAGUUUACAAUAAAGACUAAUUGAUCCAUCUUGAAUACAUCGGUAGAUUUACUUUGAUCCAUGUGAUGAGUGUCAGAAGCGACACAUCCCCUCUGACUGUAGCUCGCCACAUCAGCAGCUUAGUGGAUGGAAAUGAUAGAUGCACAAAUAUAAUGUAAAUCUUAAUAUGGCCAAGUGCAAUAUUCAUAUCGCAGCAGCUGCAAUCACUUUUGAUGAAAGGUAAAAUGUGUCGCAGCGAUGUGAGGGAACAUGUUUGUUACGAGACCCGACAGAAUGAAACGUCAAAUGUAAAAACCACCGGCUGAAAUCGUGACUCAGAUCGCAGUCGAAAUAUCUACCAAAUAUUUUCGCAUAGAUAGAUAUUCUAACUAUAUAUUGUCAGUUUAUCACGUAACAAAAAGUCUUAAAAAUCAUUUACAAGUACUGGACCUGUUACAAAUGCCACGUGUACGACUACCUCUGCAGCUCCAGUAGCUUCAGUAAAAGUAGAAAUACUUUACUUUAAAAAUGCUCCAGUACUAAUAAAAGUCCUGAAUUCAAAAUGUGACUUAAAAGAAAGUGCAGAUAUUAUCAGCAGGUCCACGUAAAGUAUUAAAAUAAAAGUACUAAUUAUGCUGCAUCAGUUUUUAUCACUAACAAACACAUGUAAAAGCAUUUAAAUGUUGUAGUUCAUCAAUGUGGAGCCAAUUAUAGAUGCUUUAUAUACCAUUGGUGGAGCAGUAAUAUAGUAACUAUAGUAACUAUAGUCAGUACAGUUGUCAAAUAAAUAAAAGUACUUUUCAAGUCCUUCAGAAACAUUCUUCAGCAUCUAAAGACGGCUGAAUAUCACUUUGCUGAGCAGUGGUUAACCUUACACUUCUGAUGAUGUCGCCCGUGAUGAAGAGCUCCGCCUCCUUCACGUGAACAUCUUCAGGCUGAAGGGUGAAACAGAACCGGCUUCAUGAUUCCAGUUUACCCAGGAUCAGUGAGGCAGGUGACCCGGAGAGAAGCGGCUUCGUGAUACAGACCCCAGGAAGGGGUUUCUCAGCUCGUUGCCCUGGUAACAGAUGAACCGUCAACUCGAGCCAGGAAGCUGCAGAGCUUCAAAACAGACUGUCAGUUAGAUUUUAUCAGACGAUUUGUCUUGAACACCAGGAUUUUUACAUGUUUUCUUACAAUGCAAUGAGCUCCGUGUCUGAAUGUAAAAUAACUAUGAAUCAUAUUCGAUGGAAGAAUCGAGAAGCACAACGUUUCCAACACGUCCUCCUGCGGACACACCGAACACACACACACACACACACACACACACACACACACACACACACACACACACACACACACACACACUCUGCUGUCACAUUUCAAAGAAAGUUUUCCGUCUGGCACCAAAUGAACCACAACUGAAAUGUUCAGGUUUAUAACUUUAAACUUCUGUAGAAACAUGAGGACUGUGUUUUUAGUCUGGAACAUUCUUUAUAUCUACUUUGUAAAUGUGACCACAAAUAAACGUAAAUAUCUAAUUCA
This is a messenger RNA of Seriola aureovittata, 3775 nucleotides long. RefSeq names its product N-acetylglucosamine-1-phosphodiester alpha-N-acetylglucosaminidase (gene nagpa). The transcript has 12 exons. NCBI's taxonomy places the organism in Eukaryota, Metazoa, Chordata, Actinopteri, Carangiformes, Carangidae. Bases 90 to 1889 code for a protein of 599 amino acids. The record is from RefSeq and is a predicted model, not a curated record.